AUGCUCAUUCCAUUUUGUUUCAUAGCCAUCGCUCAAAAUUGUCUAGGAUACGAAAACCUAGCUUUGCUUAAACCAACAUGGCAAUCAAAUCCCUAUAUUCGAGGAGACAGCAGAUUUGAAUCUAGUAAUGCUGUUGAUGGACUUAAAUCUGACUUAAGUUCUCUCGGUGGUCAGUGUGUCAUAUCUGGUAACGGUCAAGGAAGUGCCACGUGGUGGGUAAAUCUGACCUCAGUUUUCAGUAUUCAUGAUAUAAGGAUAUACUACAGAACAGACAACAUCGCCUGGGAUGCUUCCAAUGACUAUACAUCUAGAUUUAUGGGAUUUUUUGUUUAUAUAUCGAAAACAACCAACAGACUUGAUGGACAUUUGUGUUUCCAUGACAAAAACUACAACAGGUCUACAAUUCCAGCUGUCGUCAAUAUAACCUGUCCUGUAUAUGGGCAAUAUGUCAUUUAUUUUAACGAGAGACCACAAAGUAGUUCAAAAUAUGCCAGUCAAUUUUCCCAAUAUGCAUUCAACGAAUUAUGUGAAGUGGAGGUAUUUGGAUGCCGUGAAAAGGGUUAUUAUGGACCAAACUGUUCCAUCGAAUGUUCAAGCACCUGUCUUUUUCGCUCUUGUCACAUCAAUACUGGAGCUUGUAAUGGCUGUGAACCUGGUUAUAAAGGAAAGGAAUGUGAAUAUGAAUGUGAUGGAAGGUAUUACGGUGUAAACUGCACGAGUCACUGUGGGGAUUGUCUGAACUUUGAACAAUGUCACCAUGUUAACGGGUCUUGUUUGAAUGGUUGUGAUCUUGGAUUCUACGGAGAAAAAUGUGUUCAGCCGUGCCCGAUAGGACUGUAUGGUUUGGAUUGUAAAAGGAGUUGCAGCAAAAACUGUCUGAAUUCCAACAGAUGUGACCAGAAAUCUGGUUCAUGCCAGGGUGGUUGUAAAACAGGUUGGAAGGGACUCAAAUGUGAAUCAGAAUGUGAUUCUGAAAAGUUCGGGCAGGAUUGUAGUGGACAGUGUGGACAUUGCCGAGAUGGAACUCAAUGUCAUCAUAUAAAUGGAACUUGUCAUCUUGGGUGUGACUCUGGUUAUAUUGGAGAUGCAUGUAAUCAAGUUUGCGUAAAUGGGACGUAUGGAACUGGCUGUAAGAAAACAUGCAGCGUGUCCUGUUUUACGUCAGGUAUUUGUGAUCACGUGACAGGAGCCUGCAAAGAUGGCUGCAGAAGUGGAUGGAUGGGACUGGACUGCUCAGAAGUAAAACCAUGUGAUGAAACCAAUCUUGCUUUCCGUGUUGUCAUUGGAGUCUUGUGCGUUCUUUUAGUGCUCCUAAUAAUCUACAUCAUUCACUUAAGGUUCAAUUGUAGAAAAAUACUGACGAUUGAUAAACUUACAUGCGCAGAAAGCGAAACUUGUGAGACAGAGGAUGGUGGAUAUACAAAUAACUCCAUGGAUUAUGCUUCUAGCAUGGAUUAUCUUGAAAUAAAACACUCCCAUGGAUCCACCCUUGAUAGUACUCAGAUAGAUUCAAGUGCGGCUUAAAUUAAUCUUUCGUAUUUUAUAGCUGAUUCUGAACUUGAACAUCUUUAAAUACUGCAACACUUAUCAUCAAUUUUUACCUUAGAAAAAUUACUGUACUGAAAUGUAUUAUAUCUUUUAGAAAGCAAUAUACUUAGUUUCUGGCUAUUGAGUAAGGGGUGAUUCUAAUAGUAACAAAUACGAGAUGUUCUGAAGUAUUCGUCCCAUUUUCCAAUUAUACUCCUUUAACACUAUUUCUAAAGAGUGUGUAACUGACUAAACAGUUACUGUGAGCUCGUAACAGCGAGCUCUAAAAGCAACGUUUGGGCGAAGAGAAAAAUCGAAGUACUGCACAUUCAUUUUCAGAUUUUAUUUUCCUCAGUAACUCCAGACCCAUAAUGCAUCGCUCAUAAAAUCUACGCUUUUCAGGCUUUUUUUUUUUGGUAAUGUAAUUGACAUAAUUUAGGACGUCGUGUGACGUCAGAGUC
This is a messenger RNA of Saccostrea cuccullata (small rock oyster), 1988 nucleotides long. RefSeq names its product multiple epidermal growth factor-like domains protein 10. The transcript is spliced from 10 exons. Bases 1 to 1524 code for a protein of 507 amino acids. The record is from RefSeq and is a predicted model, not a curated record. Lineage: Eukaryota; Metazoa; Mollusca; Bivalvia; Ostreida; Ostreidae. Gene Ontology annotation, molecular function: scavenger receptor activity.